GGAGAAAGCAAAGUAUAAUCCGCAUGUUUGGUGAGAUUUCGGCUGCUUGAGGGCUAGAAAGCAAAGCCAAUUCAUCUGAGGACUCUAGGACUCAGGCAUAGGGCGCCUGCACAAACACUGUCCCGGGCUUCUGCCCAAGGAAUCCUGGGAGUUGUAGUUCCGGAGCUUGGCGUUGCCGGGGCAUUUCCCCUGCAGAGGUUGGAGAUCUUGUGAGUGCAUUCCAACAAGGAAGUGGGUACAGGGACCCCACCGUGUCCUUCUCAGAGUGGCCAGCAGGGGGAGCAGUUAUCCGAAUAAUGUACUCAGAUGGAAAAGUCUAGUUCCUCGGAGCAGCCUUGUGAGGCAGCGCUGCCUUCAGUGCAUUCAACAGUCAGGAGGGCGAAGCUCAGACGCUGAUGUCUGCACAGGGACCAACACCCCUCAGACUCCAAGGGAUCCUGUGACUGAGGAUGCAGGACCGUCUCCUGGUGGGUGCAAGACGCGGCAGACGAGGAUCCCCUUUCCUGGCUCACUCUGGAGUGGAUCCUCAUCUGGGAUGACUGUGGUUCAUCUGGGGAUCCUGAAUGUUCAGGGCCAGUUUCCAGAUGGAAAGUUAAAGCAGCCUCGUUGGCCAUGAUGGUUCUAAAGCUGAUUUCACCCCCAGGCAACAAGUGGAUAGAGGUUCAAGAUGAUGAUGAAUGCCUGGCAUGGUGGUUCACACCUGAAAUUCCAGCAUUUGGGAGGCAGGGGCAGAGGUGGGAAGAUCAGUAGCCAGCUUGGUCUACAUAGCAAGUUUCUGAUCAACCAAGGCUACAAAACAAGACCUUGUCUCCAAAACCAAAAAGGAGCAGUAACAAAAAGCGGAGCUGUCCUUCUUGCAGAAGACCAAGGUUGAAGUUGAGGGUUUGGUGUCAGAGGAGAUGGUGACAUUCAAGGAUGUGGCUGUGGUCUUCAGUGAGGAGGAGCUGGAGCUGCUGGACGCUGCCCAGAAGAAUCUGUACUGUGACGUGAUGCUGGAGAACUUCAGGAAUGUGGUGUCCCUGGGGCAUCAGAUCAUGACUCCAGAGGUUUCACUCCAACUCAAGAGAGAAGACAUGCUUUGGGUGUUGACGAUGGUCAGUUGGAACUGUGAGUCUACAGGAGCCAGGAAUCUAAAUGAGGUGGAGUCACUUCAGGAGGCAGGAUGGAGGCACCUGCCACAGGAGGAGCUUUUCUGCUCACGAAUCUGGCAACAAGUCACAAGGGAGUUAACCCAGGGUCGGGACUGCAGGGGGAACGAUGGAGGAACUGGCUCUGCGUUGGGGAAACAGGAUGCUGGACAGAGCGAAGAAGCGGAGUUCAGUAAACUUUCCAGUCGGAAUUCAUUUCUUCAAGUUCACCAUGGAGAACGCCACGAAGAAGAGGCAUGUGAGAGAGAUGCUGAUUGCUGCCGUCAUCUUCGUGCUGUUCCAGGAGAGAAGCCCUCCAAGUGUGGAAACUGUGACAACACCUUCCGUCGGGUCUCCAGUCUUCAGCCCCAUCAGAGAGCCCACAAGAGACACAGAUCGACCCAGUCUGAUGCACUGUUUAAAAAUCUCAGUCAAAGGCCACUAUUUCAGUCUCAUCAGAGCGUCCCCACUGAAGAAAACUCAAACGAAUAUGAGGAGUGUGGGACUCUUGGGAAAGACUCACAUGGUCAGACACCCCUGUUAGUCCACGCAGGAGAUGAGGCCUAUAAAUGUGAGGAGUGUGGGGCAACCUUCAAUCAAAGCUCGUAUCUUCAAGUCCAUCAGAGAGUCCACGCUGCAAAGAAGGCUUAUAAGUGUGAGGAGUGUGGGAAGGGCUUCAGCUGGUUUUCACGGCUACACGCCCAUCAUCGAAUCCACACUGGAGAGAAACCAUACAGAUGUGGUGCCUCUGGCAAGGGCUUUAGUUACAGCUCACACCUUAACAUUCAUUGUAGAAUGCACUCAGGAGAAAAGCCCUGUAGGUGUGAGGAGCGUGGGAAGGGCUUCAGUGUAGGCUCACACCUCCAAGCUCAUCAGAUAAGCCACACCAGAGAGAAACCAUACAAAUGUGAGGAGUGUGGGAAGGGCUUCUGUCGGGCCUCUAAUCUUCUGGACCAUCAGCGAGGCCACACUGGAGAGAAGCCUUACCAAUGCAGUGCUUGUGGGAAGGGCUUCAGUCGGAGUUCUGAUUUUAACAUUCAUAUUAGAGUCCACACGGGAGAGAAACCCUACGUAUGUGAGGAGUGUGGGAAGGGCUUCAGCCAGGCCUCAAACCUUCUGGCCCAUCAGAGAGGCCACACUGGCGAGAAACCCUAUAGAUGUAACACAUGUGGGAAGAGCUUCCGACGGAGUUCAGAUCUGAACGUUCAUUGUAGAAUCCAUACAGGAGAGAAACCCUAUAAAUGUGAGAAGUGUGGGAAAUCCUUCAGUCAGUUUUCAAGUCUCCAAGUGCAUCAGAGAGUCCACACAGGAGAGAAACCGUAUCAGUGUGCAGAGUGUGGGAAGGCCUUCAGUGUAGGGUCACAGCUUCAAGCCCACCAGAGGUCCCACACUGGAGAAAGACCCUAUCAAUGUGAGGAGUGUGGAAAAGGUUUCUGUCGGGCAUCCAAUUUUCUAGCUCACCGUGGAGUCCACACAGGAGAAAAACCAUUCCCAUGUGACGUGUGUGGAAAACGCUUCCGGCAGAGGUCCUACCUCCAAGCCCACCAGAGGGUCCACACUGGAGAGAAACCAUACAAGUGUGAGGAGUGUGGGAAAGUCUUCAGUUGGAGCUCAUACCUUCAAGCCCACCAGAGGGUUCACACUGGAGAGAAACCUUUCAAGUGUGGGGUUUGUGGGAAAGGGUUCAGCUGGAGUUCAAGUCUCCUGAUUCACCAGCGAGCCCAUGCUGAAGAUGAAUGUGGUAAGGGCCUUUCUUCAUCUGAGGAUUCAUACAGGAAAUAAGCUCUACAAGCUUACAUUUUCAUAUUUCAAGAGGACGCUGAACUCUCUGAUCUGAGCUGUCAAAGGGCACAGGAAAGUUAUCUCAUAAUUGGGAACGUAUAUUAGCUAGAGCUACAGUGGACUGUCACAGUAUUUGGGAGACCAGACAUGAGAGGAACUAGUCAGAAUAGACCUUUUGUCAUUUCAUCCAGAACCUUGACCCUUAUCAGAUCCAUCCAUGCAGACAAGAUUCCCAGGAAAGAUGAACUUGACCUGGAAUUAACUAGAAGCACAAGCCUGUUCAAUAGGCUUUAAACUCCAGUAGAAUGGAGACAGCAUUCACAGCCAAUCUGACCCACGUUUCCAAUGCCUAACAUGCUGGGUGCUUUCUAGCCCCACAGGGUUUCUUAUGGGACUUGGUCUCAUGUACCCCAGGGAACUCCUGAUCCUCCUGCCUCCACCUCCAUAGUGCUGAGAUCAUAGACAUGCACCACCACACCCAGCACUUAGCUAAUUGUUUACUGUGCCAGACCGGAUUUGUUGAAUUCCAAAUUCAAAUCCACAAGUCUUUUUUCCUUGGCUCGAAUCACCGUAUGUUAAUGAACAUGCAAUUACCAUUAAGUAUCACCAAGAAUGUGAGUGGGCGGAAAUUGCAGGGUAUAGUGUACCUGCCAGUCAGCUGUGUUGUGGUGGCAGUUGUUGUUAUUGCUUUGGACAUUUCCUCAACAUAAAAAUAAAUUAUUGCUACAACCCCGUGACCCGUUACCUGGGUAUUUAAGUUGUUAAAAUUCUGAGAUAGAAUAUCAACUCUACUUAACAUCUGUUGAGAUGUCACUAGGUCAGGAGUUAUGGCACAGGUUAGUGAUCUCAUGAUCUCAAUACUCUAGAGGGAGUGACUGUAGGGAGUCAAGAGUUCAAGACCAACCUCAGCUACAUAGGGAGAAUGGGGCCAGCCUGGGCUUACAUUAGAUCCUGUCCCCAAAACCACCACCUCAAUUCCCUCCACAAAAAAAAAAACCCAGAAAGUUAUCAAGAUGAGAAAACGGGAAAUUAUUGUGGCA
Molecule: messenger RNA, 3949 nt
Organism: Peromyscus californicus insignis
Lineage: Eukaryota; Metazoa; Chordata; Mammalia; Rodentia; Cricetidae
Product: zinc finger protein 45-like
Exons: 7
Coding region: 900-2909 (669 amino acids)
Biological process (GO): regulation of transcription by RNA polymerase II
Cellular component (GO): chromosome
Molecular function (GO): chromatin insulator sequence binding
Source: RefSeq, a predicted model, not a curated record